AAGGCGGCGCCGGGGGAGGAGCGGCGGCGCAGCCCCCUGGACCACCUGCCGCCGCCCGCCAACUCCAACAAGCCGCUGACGCCCUUCAGCAUCGAGGACAUCCUGAGCAAGCCGUCGGUGCGGAGGGGCUACUCGCUGUGCGGGGCGGCGCAGCUGCUGGCCGCCGCCGACAAGCACGCGCCGGCCGGCCUGCCGCUGGCGGGCCGCGCGCUGCUCUCGCAGACGUCGCCGCUCUGCGCGCUGGAGGAGCUGGCCAGCAAGACCUUCAAGGGGCUGGAGGUCAGCGUCCUGCAGGCCGCCGAAGGCCGCGAUGGGAUGACCAUCUUUGGGCAGCGGCAGACGCCGAAGAAGCGGCGAAAAUCUCGCACGGCCUUCACCAACCACCAGAUCUACGAGCUGGAGAAGCGCUUCCUGUACCAGAAGUACCUGUCGCCGGCGGACCGCGACCAGAUCGCGCAGCAGCUGGGCCUCACCAACGCGCAGGUCAUCACUUGGUUCCAGAACCGGCGCGCCAAGCUCAAGCGGGACCUGGAGGAGAUGAAGGCCGACGUGGAGUCCGCCAAGAAACUGGGCCCCAGCGGCCAGAUGGACAUCGUGGCCCUGGCCGAACUGGAGCAGAACUCGGAGGCCGCGGGCGGCGGCGGCUGCGGCAGGGCCAAGUCUAGGCCGGGCUCCCCCGCGCUCCCGCCGGGCGCCCCGCAGGCCCCGGGCGGCGGGCCCUUGCAGCUCUCGCCGGCCUCCCCGCUCACGGACCAGCGGGCCAGCAGCCAGGACUGCUCGGAGGACGAGGAAGACGAGGAGAUCGACGUGGCCGACUGA
Molecule: messenger RNA, 819 nt
Organism: Psammomys obesus (fat sand rat)
Lineage: Eukaryota; Metazoa; Chordata; Mammalia; Rodentia; Muridae
Gene: Lbx1
Product: ladybird homeobox 1
Exons: 2
Biological process (GO): regulation of DNA-templated transcription
Molecular function (GO): DNA binding; DNA-binding transcription factor activity, RNA polymerase II-specific
Source: RefSeq, a predicted model, not a curated record